Messenger RNA from Cooperia oncophora, 438 nucleotides. The record is from the annotation of a GenBank genome assembly. NCBI's taxonomy places the organism in Eukaryota, Metazoa, Nematoda, Chromadorea, Rhabditida, Trichostrongylidae.
AUGAAUACCACACAACUAUCCCUCGACGUCAAAGGUCUCUGCGAACAAUUCGAAGAACUUAAACUUCGUCUCUCCAGUAUCGAUGUAGCAAGGAUCACAACCCGUACCGAGCAGCCCAGUCACGACGAUACAGCAAGGACCACCGCCCGCAUGGAGCAGCCGAGAUCUGAGCUGGACAGAAUUCGAAGGGUGAAGCGACGCCGCCUCCAGUCAAAGGAGUCGAGACUGGAACAGGAAAUGGAAGAUGAGAGACGACUCGAAAGGGAAAAGCACAGAAGCUCCGCUCGCUCAAGCUUACGUGGCAACAUGCAGGAAAAACGAAAGGAUGAAAGCAUCAACAUAGAAAAGGAAGAUGACCACGAUAGCAGAAGACGAGAUGGACGUGAAUCCAGACAUCGACGAAACUCGACUUCUUCACGCGAUCACGAUUGCAAUUAA